AUGUCGACGUUAUGUUUGAUUGUCUUAUUAAGUCUUGCAGUUCGUGAUGGCUAUUGUAAAUCUAGUGACGGCUACAGGUGUGAAAAUGGUGUCUUUGAGACCUUGAACCUGGUGUCAGAAGAUUGUAGAGCGGCGCACGUGCCGUACCUGCGGGAUGUUAGAAAGACACGGAAACACAUUUCAGGACUUGACGUGGUUCAGAUAUUUCAGAAAUACUGCAACGGGGUAAAAUCUGCAACUGAUUGUACAGAAAGAUUUGUCAACUUCCUGCCUUGUCUAAAAACACAACUGGAAUCUUACAGAAAUAUGAACCGAAUGUCCAACUGGUUUUGCAACGACAACGGAGUUAAAGACGUCAUAGAAAACAUGUACAGCAGCUUACCAACUGAGAGAUUAGACUACAAGAAAAAUGAGUGCUAUAGGAUUGCAGCUUCAAAGCAAUAUUCUUGUAUUAAAAAGUUUUUAAAUGUUGGAGCUCCUCCUAACGACAAACAAAAUAUCAUGAGGCAAACGUUGCAAUCCUUACCGUGUUUGUUCAAAGAACUGCGCUCUAAGUGUAGUCAGGGAACCUCUCUACUGCUGGCAACUUUGCAGUACGACUCUUUGAUAAUUCCACCGGCCCUUGGUAUCAACGUAUCAGAGAUCCUGCUCACUGUUGCUAACCUCCGUGUCUAG
Molecule: messenger RNA, 675 nt
Organism: Candidula unifasciata
Lineage: Eukaryota; Metazoa; Mollusca; Gastropoda; Stylommatophora; Geomitridae
Source: the annotation of a GenBank genome assembly